Molecule: messenger RNA, 747 nt
Organism: Darwinula stevensoni
Lineage: Eukaryota; Metazoa; Arthropoda; Ostracoda; Podocopida; Darwinulidae
Source: the annotation of a GenBank genome assembly
AUGGAUAUAAAUAUAGGGCGGAUCGACAGUCUGUUUGAUUUCCAGGCAUUCGUAAACGUGGAAGUUGGCUCAGGUUUUCGAUGGUUCCGAGACGGCGGAUGUUACACUCUGCUCCUUGUUCCGUUUCGCUCCGAAGAAGAGAAGUCUCGAUCCGAGAGUCAGGCUUCCUCGGUGAUGGCUCUUUUCGCGAACGCUUUCCGCCCGGUGAUUACCAAUUACAAACACUACGAGCCCAUUCGGUGUGGUUCGAGCUCGCGUGGAAAGAAACCAUCGACCGUGUCGGUGGACGACGACGAGUUUCCAUCCUUUCGUCGAGCGAUGUCGGACUCGAUCUCACGGCCGUGCACCGAGAGGAACCGAUGGGGCCAUUUCUCGGGUCCCCGAAUGAGGAACCCGAAGCGGUUCCAUUCGUGUCCCAUCGAAACCGUGACAGCAAAACAGGCGAUGAUUGCAAAGGCAACAACGGCUUUGGAGAACAUGGGGAAGUUCCUGCUGGUCGUGACUAUGGUUUUGGUUGUUGCUGGCCUUUGGGAGAGUGCUCAUGCUCAGCUCUGCCUUCUCCCCGGGGAGGCAGGCCACAUCGCUUGCAUCAAUUGGUGCAAGCUCACUCGGGAUUGCAACACGGGAUACUGCCUUAAUGGAGAGUGCCACUGCAUUCUCUGUGAACACGGUGGAAAAUGACCAUCGCUCUUUCCUCGGUCACUGCUCUAUUUUUUCGAAAAUAAAAGCACUGGAAAGGAGAAUACA